Molecule: messenger RNA, 3280 nt
Organism: Tigriopus californicus
Lineage: Eukaryota; Metazoa; Arthropoda; Copepoda; Harpacticoida; Harpacticidae
Product: tau-tubulin kinase 1-like
Exons: 10
Coding region: 233-3178 (981 amino acids)
Biological process (GO): actin filament bundle assembly
Cellular component (GO): cytoplasm
Molecular function (GO): actin filament binding
Source: RefSeq, a predicted model, not a curated record
CGAGAGGUUGUACAUUAAACGACCGUUCGCCCUACAUACAACAGGCCCCCAACAAUCCAAGAAAGUAAGGAACAGAACAGGAAUUAGUUGGCACAUUUUCAAAACGACCUGUUCAAAAAUGGCCAAUGUUGAAAUAGAAAGGACAGAAAAGACGGACUUGAACGAGUUUUGAAGUUCCUUUGAUGUGAGAGGUGUGAAUUUCCAGUGAGUGCAGUUUUUUGGGAUCACCAACAUGGAGAGAAGUUUCGUGUGUUUUAUUUGUGGCAAAGUGCUGGAAAAACUGAGUGCUUCAUCCGUGCUUCAUAUGGGACUCGCGGAUGGAGAUCCCGUGUGUCCCAAAGCAUUCUCGAUCGAUGAAACCAGCCAGGAAUUCAUUCGGAGUGUCGCUUCUCGGGACGAUCUGAACACCUUGGAACGAUACGAAACCUUACAGUCCAUGAACCUCAAACAUGAAUUUGCGUAUCAGGCCGAUUACGAGAGUACAAAUGCAUUUCUCGAAGCCAUGGAAAGUACGGCGACCAAAACAGUGCUCGAAGUGCCAGUGGUCCAUGAAGAGGAAACAAAUCAUGGCCAUCAAUUAAACGACAUUGCAAAAGAGACACCCGGGACAACCCUAUCAUCGUCAUCACCAUCACCAUCGCCAUCAAUUCAACAGGGAAAAGAAGAAGAGGAGGAGGAGGAGGAGGAAGAGGAGGAGGAGGAAGAAGAAGAAGAAGAAGAAGAAGAAGAAGAAGAAGAAGAAGAAGAAGAAGAAGAAGAAGAAGAAGAAGAAGAAGAAGAAGAGGGAGAUGAGAAUGCUGCAAAUCAGAUUGUUGAUGAAGCAAACGAGGACAAUGAACCUAAAGAAGUUGACGAGUACCAAUCUCAAGCAGAUGAAAUUUGUGAUGAAAUCGAAGUGAAUACCACAACAAUCAAUACGCCUCUGUAUGAUCAUUCCGACAUUGAUUCCAGCGAGCUAUUCUUUGCGCUCGAAGUCAAGGACUUGGAAAUGGUCAAGCAGAUUGUUUCACGUGGAGGGAAUCAAACCCUUCUGGUCAAGAACAAGUGCGGAAUGUCUGCCAUGCAUUGUGCCGCCCAAUUUGGCUUCCUAGAAUGCAUAGAAUGGAUGAUUGACGCCCUGUUCAUACCGGUUGCCAUUGAGGACAAUCACGGCUGGACCCCGCUCCAUUAUGCCGCAUCAAAUGGUCAUGUUCCUGUGGUGGAAACAUUACUGCUCUACGGCAGCCCAAGCUUGCCCGAUGAGAAAGGAAAUACUCCGCUUGAUGUUGCAUUGGAAGCCAAUGAAUUUAAGAUUGCCAACUUACUUAAAACCCAUCAGCAACAGCAACAUAACGGAAUUCCCCAAACCAUGAUCCAGUCAAGAAAUGAGCAGGCGUUUUAUUUGCAUCCGCAAAAAAACGAGGGAGAUACAUUAGGUGACGAAGACUCUUCAUAUGAGAAUCUUAGGUUUCUUUUAAGCCCAUCGGCCAAUGAUUUGCACAAUGUUAAAACUAAUGAUAUGUUGCCGUGUUACACCACUUACGAACUAAACAGAAAGCAAAUAUCUGCAAGACGAUCAUUUUAUCUUCAUACCAAACAUUCCUCUACUGAAAAAUCCCAGGAAAACCAAAGGUCAAUUGUCCAUGUGUACGAAACAGUUCAUGAUGGGUGUGAUUCGCCCACUGAUUCGAGUGAAGAUGGUUACUCCUACCAACCCCAACCAUCGACAAUUAGUGACAAUAUGGUUCCCGAUUCCGAAGACUCAAUUUCUGCUUGUCAACAAGAGUUCCCGAGGUCCCCGUCUCAAUCGUCGACGAACUUGCACUACGAAUACUCUUCUAUAUCGUCGACUCCUUCACCGGUAUCAUCUGCCAAUGCUUCAGACACCCCUCAGCGGUCACCGCCCCCAUCCCCGCAGUCCAGCCCCGACUCUCCUCCUGCUCCCCCAAAAUCACAAAUACCCCCUCCUCCUCUUUUCAAACCGCCUCCGCCACCGCCUUCUGUAGGAUCUUCUAGCCAAUCAUCACCAAACCUUGCGCCACCACCACCACCUCCACCGCCGCCACCACCACCGCCGCCGCCGCCACCACCAAAGAAGAAAAUAGAUAGGCAAUAUUCAGAGCCUUGCACUUCAACAAGGGUCGAUUCGAAAAAUAUGACAAGGCCCUUUGUUCCACCAAGCUUUCCCGUUAGACGUGAGCAAGACAACUUCCUAAUAAAGCCUUCGGAAUACCUGAAGACUUUAAAGGGCAGCGACAUCCAGAAACAAAUGUCACCUGAAAGAAUGGAAAAGGACCAAACCGAUUUACAAACGGGAUCACUUUCAAUCAGACGCAGGGCAGACGAAAUAAGAGAUUCCAGAUUUAAAGAUGACGAAGAGCCUUCGACCAUGACUUCGCUUACUCAUGCCGGAGCAAAUGUCCCAACCAAUAUACCUCACAAGUCUCUGCCCAGCCAACACCGCUUGAGAACGAGGAAAUCAUCCUCGCCAUCACCAUCACCAGAGCCGUCUUCUCCACCCCCUCCUCCUCCUCCACCUCCACUAACCCAUUCAGCAACCGAUCCAAUGCUCACAAAACAACCAUCGACUAUGCCCACUCCUCCUCCUCCACCCCCACCACCCCCACCUCCGUCUGUUUCAACGAAAUCUGAAGUGCAAUCGCCCACCAAACCCAUUUUGAGGAUUAACGUUGAAGACCUCGGAGCAAUCCAAUUAAAGACAGUUUCAUCCAGCGCAAAAAAUGCAAAAAACGCAGAGGAGUUACGUUGUUCCUUAUCCCCGCAAAGUGGAACAAUUCCAAAGAAUGAUCUUAUUGCUGAAUUGAAGUUGUCGCAUAAUUUGGGAGGAGUCUCCAAGCUGAAAAACGAGCAAUCAAAGAUCAAAGAAAAAAAGGAGAAACAGAAAUUUGAAGUCCUUCUGUCGCAAUUUACGGUUGAAAAUUAUAUGGACAAGGUCCCUUUGAAAGAGGGCGACGAGGAGCUCCCUACAUGGAAGAGAGAACUUAUGGCAAAAAAAGCUGCUGAACAAGCCAAACGCUUAGCCAUUGAAAACUAUAUGUAUGAAGAGGAGAAAAGGAAACUUGAUUCCAUUCCCGACUGGAAAAGAAAGCUCAAGCAAAAAAAGGACAUUGAAAAAGGGGCCGAAACUAUCAAGCAGAGAGAAAAGGAAAGGAAGAAGAAGUUGAUCUGCAGACUUUGAUGUUAUUUCAUUUUUCCUCUCUUGAGUGAAGAAAAAUUUAUUUCCCUUGGGAAAUUUGUUUCUGAUAUUUAUGUCAAUAAAGUUAUGUACAUUUUCACUUAA